AUGAAUAACCAAGGAAUUACCUAUGCAGAACUCAGUCAGACUAAAGACUCAAAAAGACAGCAAAGGAAAGCUAAGGGCACUAAAAGUUCCACUUCGGUAACUGAGCGGGAAAUAACCUAUGCAGAAUUAAAUCUUCAAUAUGCUUCUCAGGAUCUUCAAGGGAAUGGCAAGACCUACCAGUGGAAAGAUUUACCUUCAUGUCCAGGGAAGCUCAUUGCUGGGGUCCUGGGAAUCAUCUGCCUUGUCUUGAUGUCCACUGUGGUCACAAUAGUUGUUAUUACCUCAUAUCACUGUGGUCAUUGUCCAAAAGAGUGGAUUACAUAUUCCAACAGUUGCUAUUGCAUUAGCACUGAAAGAAAAUCGUGCAACGAGAGUUUGUCAGCCUGUGCUUCUAACAACUCUACCCUGCUCUACAUGGAUGAUGAAGAAGAAGAUUUCAGAUGUUUCCAGAUUUUAUUAAAAGCUUAG
Ailuropoda melanoleuca (giant panda) is the source of this 468-nucleotide messenger RNA. RefSeq names its product NKG2-A/NKG2-B type II integral membrane protein-like. The transcript has 3 exons. Bases 1 to 468 code for a protein of 155 amino acids. The record is from RefSeq and is a predicted model, not a curated record. NCBI's taxonomy places the organism in Eukaryota, Metazoa, Chordata, Mammalia, Carnivora, Ursidae. Gene Ontology annotation, biological process: stimulatory C-type lectin receptor signaling pathway; positive regulation of natural killer cell mediated cytotoxicity.